Kuraishia capsulata CBS 1993 is the source of this 2019-nucleotide messenger RNA. RefSeq lists its product as uncharacterized. The coding region runs from base 1 to 2019 and encodes 672 amino acids. Gene Ontology annotation, cellular component: nucleus; HULC complex. The transcript has a single exon. The record is from RefSeq and is a predicted model, not a curated record. Gene Ontology annotation, molecular function: ubiquitin protein ligase activity. NCBI's taxonomy places the organism in Eukaryota, Fungi, Ascomycota, Pichiomycetes, Pichiales, Pichiaceae.
AUGUCUGCUUCUGUUAAAAGGACGUCUGAGACAGACCUGCCUUCUGCCAAGAAGCCACAUUCCUCGAGCCCCGGAGCGCCCGCGCGCUCGGGUCCAUUGACCCAGGCAGAUGUAAUUCAUUUUAAGAAGCAGGCGAUAUGGAGAUGUCUCAAUCAAUCCAGGACUCGCGAAAGCCUUGUUUCCAAACAACUGGAGACGUUCCAGAAGGAGAACAAGAAGCUGGCAGUUGCUGUCAGUGUGUUAUCUGAGUGGUAUGAGCAGAUUUACCGAACUUUGGCUGAAUUAUAUGCUGGAAAAGCUUUUGAAAGUCACACAAAACUUUUGGAUAUUCCACAAGACAUAGGUGAAUCCUUGCAAGACAAGCUUUCUGCUGGAAGAUCGCAGCUACUUGAUGUUUUGCAAAAGUUGCCUUUGGUUCCUGAGGAGUUUGAUGCCUCCAAGCUGGAGGAACUAAACGAUACCAUCUCCAAUUUGGAAGUAGAAAAAAAUUCCGUGUUACUGGAGAACAAGACGCUACAGUCUAACCUUGAAAAACUGGAACAGGAGCUUCUCUCGUUGCUGGGAGAGCAGGAUAGGGCUGGGAGUGACUCGUUACAACGCGUCAACGAGACAGCUGUUAAGAAGGAGACGGAAGAGCAAGAAGUUGCCGCUGUUCCAUCUACAAAGAGCGAGGAAACGAGCGAGAUUACCAGCCAGGAAGUUGAAGAUCUCAAACUCAAGGCUGGCGAGCUGGAAGCGGUGAACCAAAAACUGACUACGCAGUUGGAUAUAGAAAUCAAGACUUUGUCGGACUUGAAGCUGAAAUACCAUGAACUGAACGCCAAAAUCCUGAACCUCACAGAAACAGAUCUCGAAACGUGUGUUGUUCACCAACAGAUUGUGAAGGAUAACGAAAGACUCAAGGCUGAGUUGAGCGGGUUGAAUCUGAGGUACGAGGAAUUGUGCCAGAAGUUGGACUCUCUCAAUGCUUCCACCAGCAACUCUGAAGACCAAGAGCAUGAAUCUGCUGCUACGAAGGAGCUGGCUCGUGUGGAGGGUGAUUUGGUAAGAAUAAGAACUCAGAGAGACGAGCUUCUGAGCAAAAACUCAGUUCUCGUGGCUCAACAACCGUCUGAAGAGAUUGUUGCUGAACUUCAAAACACGAUCAAAAUUUUGGAACAAAGACUGGCAGACCUUGAACGGGAGAAAUCUGUUCUUACAGACGACCUUGACACAGCUGAUGCUGAACAGAUAAAGAAACAGAACAAGAUCCUGGCAGUUGAACUAAAACAGCUAGAAGAAGUCUUCAAGAAUACCAAGGAUCUGCAGCUGAAGAAGAUCAACAAGUACGUGGAGAAUGAGCAGAUAAUUAACAAGCUCACUGUUGAAAGAACCAAGGCCGUGGAGAAGUACUUUGCAACCAUGAGGUUGAACGAAUCGUUGCAGCAGGAGAACCGAGCCUUGAAGUCGAGCAUGUCAAAACAGGGCGAGUUGAUAAAUACCCUAAAGGAAGUCGAAAAGCAGAUCUCUAAGAAGUCGGAUACGCUGGAGAAACAGCUUCAGCUACAGUUCAGCUCCAUAGAGAGAGGCCUCGUUGCGGAGAACAAGCACCACACCUCCAAGAUAGAUGCCCUACAGAACAACAUCAAGAUAUUGACCUCGCAAAAUCAGUCGGUGACCAAAGAUUUGAAUAAACUAAGACAGGAGGUCGAACUAGAAAAAGAUAAGAACAAGGCGUUGGAACUGGAGUCAUCAAAAGUGGGUGCCAAGCUUAAGGAAUCCCAGAAGCUGAUCACCAAGUACAGAGCAAACGGUCAUGGUGUCACGUCUAACGAGGAAGAUGACGAGAUCAAGCAGGCACUGCUGUCGAUGGCCAAAUGCUCUCUGUGCAACAAGAACUGGAAGGAUACCACAUUCAAGACCUGUGGUCAUUGUUUCUGCAGCAGUUGUGUCAAGGAUCGACUAGAUGCCAGAAUGAGGAAGUGCCCUUCUUGCAACCAUCCCAUCUCGGCGUACGACGUGUUGCCGAUCCACCUCUAG